Molecule: messenger RNA, 1719 nt
Organism: Dicrocoelium dendriticum
Lineage: Eukaryota; Metazoa; Platyhelminthes; Trematoda; Plagiorchiida; Dicrocoeliidae
Source: the annotation of a GenBank genome assembly
UCAUUAUUUUGACUGGUGUACCCAAACGCAACGCCUCCGUAAGGCUAUUUUUCCUUACAAAAAUUUGCCAUUCUCUUAGCAUUUCCGACUGAGAAUGAGCGACAGCAACAAUCAACUGAACUGUGUGCUCGACCUGAUGAGGCGUUUACCUCCUCAACAGAUUGAUCGCACACUGAUGGACAUCAUCAGUCUUGUCCCGAACCUGUGUGAAGAUAUUCUGAGUUCCAUUGAUCAGCCUCUGAAAAUCGCUCGGGAUGCCAAGGCAGGCCGGGAUUACUUGUUGUGUGAUUACAAUCGGGACGGCGACUCUUAUAGAUCCCCUUGGUCUAACACCUACGAUCCUCCUUUGGAAGAUGGUGCUAUGCCAAGCGAGAGUUUACGCAAGCGCGAAAUCGAAAUAAAUGCAGCUUUCGACCAAUAUCGGGAAAUGUACUACGAAGGCGGAAUAUCCUCGGUUUACCUUUGGGAUAUGGAUCAGGGAUUUGCUGGGGUCAUUCUGAUCAAGAAAGCAGGCGAUGCGAAGUUGGCCAGUGGAUGUUGGGACUCGAUUCAUGUCAUUGACGUAAUUGAGCGAACGUCAACCAAAGUGGCUCAGUAUAAGCUUACCAGUACCGUGAUGCUAUGGUUGCAGACGCAGCGAGAUGCGGCGGGUUAUUUCAACCUCGGCGGCAGCCUCACUCGCUUCCACGAGCGUGAUGGAUCGUUGGGCGAAUCAGGCCAAUCCAUCACCACUUCUCACAUAGUCAACAUUGGACGACUAGUUGAAGACGCGGAGAACUCCAUCCGUUCUAAUUUGAAUGAAGUCUAUUUUGGCACGACGAGGAACAUCGUGGACUCUCUCCGUUCCAUCGUUCCGGCUUCGGAAGAGGAGAAACGCCGACGUCUUGUGCAAGAAGUUCACACCGCACUCCAAAAUAUGUCACAAACCCCGUAAUGUUGCUACUUUUUUAAUUCACGACCAGGAAGAAUACUGGUCAUCCAAUCAUUCUGGAACUCUUUUCGUGACUUAUUAUCGUAAUCACGCUUGCUUCCGUUCCAACUAUUACUGUUCCCUCCAUUUCGCCGCUUCCAUGCACCAGACUUUGCUCCAUUGGAGGGCUAGUGAAAUGCCGGCUUUCUGCUCCAACUCCCCACAUGUUCGAGGAGCUUUUGGAUGGCACUGAAGUGUCCCACACUAAUCCGUGCGUAUGCACGCUUCCUUUGCACUGCUUGGUCGCUCCACACCCACGCCUCACAUUCACGUGUCAACCAUAUGAACUUCCGUGGUUUCUGGCUCCAUAUGAUCCCAUUCCCACCACAAGUCUCUGUGAAUGGUAACACUUUCUUCUGUUCAUUCUCUUCCACGACCGCACCCACACGCAGUGACGCGCACUCAUACUUUGCUCAAUCUGAUUGUGUUUUGAGACGUGGUCCAUCGCGCGAUGAUUGCCAACAGUGUCGUCGUUUUGUGACACUCAUUCCUUUCCUCUGUUUGGCCCUUGCUUUAGAUAUGUAUUUUUCCAAAUUAUAUCUUUUUAUAUAUGCAUUUUGAGUGACGAUCGCGCAUCGUGAGUAUUGCAAAACACCGGAUCUGUUGAUAUUACUCGAAGACCUUGACGACAAGAAGUCCACCAUGCCGGUGGCCAUUGCUUCUGUCAUGGUGACAAGAAAAUACACGGCAGAGGGAAAAUAAUCUGUUCCCGGUCAGUCUCAAUGUUCUGAGCGCACAUCACAGUGUUA